This is a messenger RNA of Macrobrachium nipponense, 6550 nucleotides long. It is a transcript of the gene Akt, whose product is annotated as RAC-alpha serine/threonine-protein kinase-like. The transcript has 13 exons. Gene Ontology annotation, biological process: protein phosphorylation. Gene Ontology annotation, cellular component: nucleus; cytoplasm. Lineage: Eukaryota; Metazoa; Arthropoda; Malacostraca; Decapoda; Palaemonidae. The record is from RefSeq and is a predicted model, not a curated record. Gene Ontology annotation, molecular function: protein serine/threonine kinase activity; ATP binding. Bases 263 to 1795 code for a protein of 510 amino acids.
GACUAGGAUAGUGAUGUAGAUUCAAUUCAGGGGAGUUAAUGUGGCUGAAAUAAUGACCCACGUUCACUGUCACGUUACACUGUAGUUCACAAUUAACUUCUCUCGUUGUAUUGGGGUUUAAUGAGCGUCAUAGUCUAUGUUACGAGCUAAUCUGAAAUGGGUGUCUGGAAGCGAGUGCUCUUGUGUCGUAGCCUAAUGGAGCCUCUCUCACUCCCUCUCUCUUAGCUUAGUAACAGCAUAAAAAGCCUUUUCAUUAGGCAUAAUGGGUGAAGCGGGAGGAGAAGCAAAGCCAGCCAUUGUAAAAGAAGGCUGGCUUAACAAAAGAGGUGAACACAUCAAGAACUGGAGACAGCGGUAUUUCUACUUGCUUGAAAAUGGAACAUUGUUGGGAUUCAAAACAAAACCAGAACAUGAUCUCUCAGACCCUCUAAAUAAUUUUACUGUCAAGAGAUGCCAGAUUUUGAAGACUGAAAGACCGCGUCCAAACACAUUCAUUAUUAGGGGUUUGCAUUGGACUACAGUUAUAGAACGCACGUUUAAUGCACAGUCUGCAAGUGAUAGAGAGGCUUGGAUGGAAGCCAUCAAACAAGUUUCUGAAAGAAUUGCAGAUAAUUCUGCUCAGGAUGUCCCUAUCCAGGUGGCUGAGUCUGUAGAAAGUAUUCACUUUUCUUAUUCAAGUGAAGAUGAUGAUGAUUCUCAUGGAUCCAGGACAUCAAAAAAGAAGAGGAAAAUUACUUUAGAUAAUUUCGAAUUUUUGAAAGUAUUAGGCAAAGGAACAUUUGGAAAAGUGAUUCUGUGUCGUGAGAAGAGUAGCAACCAUUUCUAUGCUAUCAAGAUUCUUCGAAAAGAUGUUAUCAUUAAACGGGAUGAGGUAGCACAUACGUUAACAGAAAAUAGAGUGUUGCAAAGAGUAGAUCAUCCCUUUUUAACGUAUCUGAAGUACUCCUUCCAGACUAAUGACCGACUUUGUUUUGUGAUGGAGUAUGUCAAUGGUGGAGAGUUAUUUUUUCACCUUAAUCAAGAACGUAUUUUCCCUGAAGAACGUGCCAAAUUUUAUGGUGCUGAAAUAUGUCUAGCACUUGGAUAUCUCCAUGAAAGAAAUAUUAUAUAUAGGGAUCUGAAGCUAGAAAACCUUCUGUUGGAUGCUGAUGGCCAUAUAAAGAUAGCUGAUUUUGGUCUUUGUAAAGAAGAUAUAUCUUAUGGCUCAACUACAAGGACUUUCUGUGGCACACCUGAAUAUUUAGCACCUGAGGUAUUAGAAGAAAAUGACUACGGCCGAGGUGUUGACUGGUGGGGUUAUGGAGUGUGUCUCUAUGAAAUGAUGGUUGGACGCUUACCAUUUUAUGAUAGAGAUCACGAUAAGCUCUUCCAGCAAAUUGUAUGUGAUGAUGUUCGAUUUCCACGAACAAUAUCACAGGAGGCACGUGACUUACUAAAAGGCCUGCUACACAAAGAUCCUAACAAGCGAUUAGGUGGCGGUCCAGGGGAUGCAAAAGAGGUGCAGGCUCACCCAUUUUAUAUAACUAUUAAUUGGAAACUCCUUGAAGAAAAAAAGCUCACACCACCCUUUAAGCCACAAGUAACCAGUGAAACGGACACAAGAUAUUUUGACCGUGAGUUUACUGGAGAAUCCGUGCAGCUUACACCUCCCGACCAAAGUGAACAUCUUAAUGUUAUUGAUGAAGAGUCUGAGUAUAUGACCUUCAAUCACUUUUCAUAUCAAGACAUCUCUUCAACCCGAGGCAGCUCACUCGCAUCGAGUUUAAACUCCUUAGGCCUUGCUGAAGAAGGUUGAGUUUAGAAUUACUGUCAUUUGAGGUCUGUGAAUUCUGAAAACGGCUUCUUCACCUACAACAGGUUUGCAUUAGUCAGAUUUUGUGAAAAAAAAACAUUUAUACAAUUCGUGAAAAAAAAGCGAGCUUUGGGUGGCAUGUAAGAGCCAGUUUUUAAGCAAAGGAAUUUUGUUAACUACAGUAUGCAUGCUCAUACUUAUGCUAGUAGCCAUAAUAUGACCUGGCACAUGUACAGGGAUGUAGUAAUAUUUUGCCAUCUAGAUUUUAAUGCAGUAUGUUGCAUUUUCAACUUCUUUACUUUUCAGAACUGUACUCUGUGACAAGAUUAAAUGCUUUUGUUUUCUUCUCAUUAGAACGUAGUCGAAGUCCAAAUGAUGAUUGAAAUUAAGGCAAGUGUUUUAUGGGGAUUUUUUUUUUUACUUCAUGUAAAUAAUAUGGAAUGAGUUACUUCUAACCAGAUCAGUAUCAUAUUGAAUCCACAUUGACAGUGUAAAUGAAUUUGAAGUUACUAUACUCAGAGUUUAUGGUAUUCAUAAUCUGUUGUUAUUUGUGUCUUGCAGCUAGUCAGUAAUUCAUAUAUAUAGUACAUAUUCUACUUUUUAUGAGUAUGUUGUCUGUUCAUCUUAAGUGGUUUUUACAAACCUUUAAAACAAUUGCCUUGGUUAAACCCAACCAUUCCACUGGAGUUAUGUCUUGUCAACAAGGAUGCAAAAUUCUUUAUUAAACCCUAUAUUUGUUAGUGUUUUUAUGAAUGUGACAUUUUGUUUCCAAAGCAAUGUUUGUGAUUAAUUGGUAUCAUAAGUCUCUGCUAGUUUUGCAGUAUUCCUUAUUUCUUUUCUGAUUUAGUCACAUUCUGUUGGUAAGCAGUACUAUGUAUGAAAUUGCAUUUCUUAAGGCUUUUCCACGCACAAUUGACUAAUAAGAAAUUAUAAUAGGGCUGUUUGACAAUCUCUUAAUUUCACCACAAGGAUGUUAUAGUGUCUUUAGAGAAAAUGUACUUGAGGGAUGCUUGUUCUUCAGGUGCUUUCCAACCUGUAAGCAUCUGUGGAUGAGAGGAUAGGAACUAUGAAAUGACCUGAUUUUUAGGCCAUGAAAAGUAUGGGUUUGUACUAAACCUGUGUAUUCAUUAGUAGAACGAUAAAAUAAACUAGUGAAAACCACUGUGAUGGUGACGUCUAGCAUAUGAAUUUUUCUAGUUAAUGGUAGAUUAUUUCUGCAUCAGGACAGUAAUACCUCAUUUUAACAGACACUAGGGGGAUUUGAGAUUUAUCAGCCUUUUUGAAGUUGACUUAUGAAAUUAUGGAAAAUGACAUUUUAUCAGUUUUCAUCGAUUGUGGGAACCAAUAGCAAUACUCUAUUAGCUUAUGUUUGUUCAGAUUGAAAACUUUAUGCCAUUCAUUCUGGAUUUAGAUGACAUAGGCUAUUAUAAUUUGUCAUUGUUCUUGCUAAGUGUAACAUAAUUUUAACCUUUUAAAUUGUUUUAAUCUUUGCACUUGUAAUGGCUAUAAGAACAAGAAACCCAAGCAUAUUGUAAAAUUGUAAUGGUACCUUCAUGUACUUUGGAAUUCCUUCCCUUAAUAGUUUAGCUGCUUUUUUUUUUGGCAUGGUGUCUGUUAAUUUGAGGUAUCAUUGUUUUAAAUAUUGCUUCAGUUUCACACAAUUUGGUGUAAAAGAAAAAUAACUGUGGAUAUGCUUCCCUCAACUUUUACAAGAGGAAAUGUUGGCAAAUUUUAAAAUGUUUUCGGGAAUAUUAUAAGUUUAAAGAAUGACAUGUUAACAGGAUGUUAUGUUAAAAACGCUUGAUAAAAGGUAAGUUUUGGACUUGUGAAGUGAAUGUUAAGUGGUGGUCAUUUUAGAAGAUAAUACAUCUCUUGUGCAUUAUAUGUUAAAAUCAUUGUUGUGUAUGUUGACUUUGAAACAUACUUUUGAAAAGUGAAAUGUUGUUUGUGUGAAAGGUGAGUGAUGUUACUCUGUCACAAUCUUAUGAACUCUCAGAGCAGCUCAUUAAAAGCUUUUGUAGUUAGUGAAUGUAGGUGAUGAAAGUUUUUACCUCUGUUGUACAGUUCUGAUACUGAUUUGCUGUUUAGCUCUAGGAAUUAAAAUCACUUGGAUGAUUCUACAUUUGGCAACAUUGUACUGAGUUACUCAUGAAGUGCUUAAAUUGAAUGCUUAUUUUAUGUUCAUUUUUUUAAUACAAUUCUGUGAAUAAUUUGAUGCAAUUUUUUCUGUAGACUAAAAAUCAUUUUAAAGAAUCAUGGCUGCAAUAAUACAUACAGGAUAGACAAGGAGGUGGAAAGUAGCUCAUUAUAGGAUGUUAGUUUCUGAUCGAGUUGCAUAAUUUAGCUGUAUAUUUUGCAAAUGCAUCAUGGAAAUUAGUGAAACCCAACUUUGAAACUGGUUUGCUUUUGGGAGAUGAAAGUAUAAUGUCAUUUAGAAGCCAAAGUGGCUUUAGCUACCGCUGGACUACUAGUUUUUUUUUUCUAAAUUGGACUUACAUAUUAAGGUUUUUUAUGACUCUUAAAGAGUUCUCAGCCCAGUGAUUUUACUUAAGUUAUAUAAAAUAGCAUUAGUUGUGUACAGUUGCUGGGAUCGACUGAUAUAGUUGUAAAUAUUACCUCGUGGGAAACUACUUUUUGGGUAUUCAUAGAUAAUGUAGGCAAAAUAAGUGCACAUGCAUCUUAAAAUUUUACAUAUCUUUCAGAAUUUGUGUAUAUGAUUUAGUAGGUAAAUUGAUAAGUUAUAUCUGUAGAGUUUUGAUGGUCUUGUAUUAUUGAAUUUGGUACUGUAGCUUAACUUAUGAGGCCUUUCAAGGUGUAAUUUGCCAUUAGUUUAAAUGCAAAAUUUGUUGAGAAAUGAAAUGGGUUUUUGCUUUUACAUCAAAUUUAAUAGACCAAAUCAAGUUUCUUCAUGGAAAUGGAGGUCAGCAAAAAAAAAUUCCUAUAUUCUUUCUGUAUAUUUAAGUCUUUUAACCCAGAGGUUGGGUUUUACUAUUGGGGAAACAAAUCUUGAAAGCUCAGAAUGUGUGUUAAGUAUUUGUAAAAUGGUUUAGUUAAAUUAAAGAAACCAAUAUAUAUAAAACAUAGAUAACCUUAUCUUGUUUAAGUCAUGUGUAUUGACUUUAAGAACAAAAUUCUUUCUUUUAUAAGCAUUUGGUAAGGAAUGGUUUUAAAGGAUACAUUAUCAUACCAAAGAGUGAUUGAUACUGCCGACUGAUUCUGGUAAUUUAAUUUAGGAAAUUAAUCCGUUUUUUCUUGUGUAUGACUUGUAUAGUCUGUUUUACUUGUAACAGAUACCUAAUUAAGAUGGUGUAGUUCGUAAUUUUUCCUUUUAAAUAGCUUCAAUUUUAGUACAGUGAGCAGACUUGGUUAUAUAAUUCAGGUGAGUGAGGCAUUUUUUAUGGUACACAGAGUUGUAAAUGUCCGUGAAUUAUUGUGAGAGCUUCUAUUUGUACGAGCUAUGGUUCAGAGAGUAGUAAUGUAGGUAAAAAGGAGCCUUUGAUUUUAUCAUUUAAUGGUUGUUUCAUGUGUCCUUUUGAAAUGUUGUUGGAAUAUUUGUCUUUCAAACCAUUUCUUUAUCUGAAAGUUGUAUCUGGAGGGGAUGUCUGUUUGUCCUCUUUUGAAAUUGUGCAGUCUGCCAUACAUGCUAGUGCAGUGUAGCAGUUGCAUUUUAUUAAGGUGUUCAAGUAUUUUACAAUAAACCCCAAGAGAUACCCAUGUGUGUAUCGAAGUUUGUUCAUUAUAUUGUGAUGCUUGUAUUUUCAAGUGAACUGAUAGUCACGUUUUAUUUCCAACUUUGGUCUUCAGUGCAGUCCAUUCUUAAUUUUAACAUUUUUCUCCUUACUAAUAAUCUUUUUCAGAAAUUCAUAUUGUAAUGCAUUGCUAUUUGUUGUCAAGUGUUCCUAUGUGGGAUCACUUAAUUGUACAUCACACAAUACUUUUCUUUUCAAGAUACUAUUUACAUAAGGUCACAUUAGUUGUGGUUGUUUCAUGUGGUACUACUACACUCUGAGAACUUGCAAGGGGUCUAAGAACAACCAAUGAGAACUCAAAGUGGACAUUGAUUAUAUAAACAAACAUGAUCUGUUUCAAAAGAAAUGAUCUAAUGCUUUGUUUCAAAAGAAAUGGUCUAAUAUUUAGCCCUACUUAGUCCGGUGAUAACUACCUUGAUGACUGCAUAGGUUGAAGAAAUAGUAUUUAUAGAGAUUUGGUCUGAUGACCUAGUAGAAUAAGAUUUUUAAAGAAAAUUGUACUAAAUUCUAUUAAAAAUGAAUGGUAGAACUUUUCUAGUUAUUUAUUUUAUGUAAUUGUGAAAAUGGUAUUUCUCCCUUGCAUAUAUAAUUUUAUGAUGUGAUAAUUAUAAUUUAAUUUUUUUAUCAUCAUCUAGUAGAACUUAGUCUUCGUCGCCUGUUUCAUUUCAAUUUAUUGGCUGUUAAACCAAACUUUUGCAGUAUUAAAAUCCUCAAAGUGAAAACUGUGGAAGCUGCACUUCUGCACAAAAAAAAAAAAAAAAAAAAAGUAGAACGUAUGAAUAGAGUAUAAAUUGCAGAAUCAGUAUAUUUGGUUAUGAUAAAGCACAAAGGUAUGUGAAAUUAAAUUGGCAUUUUUUUGUAACAGUCUGAUCAUAAUUACUGGUGUCUGAGACACCUGGCAGGCAGUUUUGGAACUAGAUGGGAGUUAUAAAUUACAAAACUACUGGACACUCAUUUUGUAACUUAAAUGUAAAACCCAGACAGAGUAAGAUGUGGCUUUUAUUUACAA